AUGGCCCUGGGUCUCCUGUGGUUGGGCCUCCUGUUGGGGGACCUGAGUGUCCAGGCUCUGGACUCUAUUCCAGGCAUGACUGAAAUCCCACCUCUGGACAAGUUCCCACUGCAACCAGACUUCCAGGAACACCAGUUCCAGGGGAGGUGGUACGCCAUCGGCUUGGCACAGCACACAUUUAAGAACAAAUGUCUACGCCAACCAGCCAUGUACAUGAUCACCUAUGAGCUGAAAGAUGACAGCAGCUACAAUGCCACCUACACCUGGGUCAGUGACCAGGGAUGUGAUCACAAAAGUGACCCUAUGGUCCCAAGUGACCAGCCUGGCCAGUUCAUCCUGGACAAUAUCACACGAUCAGAGAAAUACACCAUGAGAGUGCUGGCCACGGACUACAAUCAGACUGCCAUUGUGUUGCGCGUAUCCAUUCUCAAAAACAGGGUGUACUUCGAGAAUAUUCUCUAUGGGAGGACCAUGGAACUGAGCCCUGAAAUGGAAAUGCAAUACAUUGAAGUUUCCAAGUCUCUGGGCUUCUCUGAUGACCACAUCACCAUCACUGCCCCCAUGGCUGAUGGCCACCUGGCAGAAAGGCACAAGGUGCCAUCUUACUGCAUCAAAAGCUACCAUGCACGUGAACAAUCUAGAAUAUCCUUGUUACAGUGCAAUGAUCCCAAGCCAUCACCUCCAAAGCCACGCCGCCGCCGAUGA
Molecule: messenger RNA, 705 nt
Organism: Heterocephalus glaber (naked mole-rat)
Lineage: Eukaryota; Metazoa; Chordata; Mammalia; Rodentia; Bathyergidae
Product: neutrophil gelatinase-associated lipocalin-like
Molecular function (GO): small molecule binding
Source: RefSeq, a predicted model, not a curated record